Messenger RNA from Solanum pennellii, 2920 nucleotides. Its product is annotated as heterogeneous nuclear ribonucleoprotein U-like protein 2. The transcript is spliced from 8 exons. The coding region runs from base 81 to 2723 and encodes 880 amino acids. Gene Ontology annotation, molecular function: protein binding. The record is from RefSeq and is a predicted model, not a curated record. NCBI's taxonomy places the organism in Eukaryota, Viridiplantae, Streptophyta, Magnoliopsida, Solanales, Solanaceae.
GUCUUAAAUUGUUGUUAGUAUAAGACGAUUCCACUAAGACUAAAAAUUUUCAAGAAUCAGAAAACUGAAAAAUCUCUUCAAUGGCGUCGAGGAGACGUGAUUUUUUUAUGAUUGAUGAAGUUGGUGCCAAGAAAAAAGCGAAGGUUGAUGAAGCUGAAGAAGAAGAUACAUCACAGCUUCCAGUAGUUCCAUGGAGGGUUCUUCUUAACGCUGCCGAUUGUGAUUUAGAUUUCAAUGUUGAAGGAAAUGGACUACUAGGUUCAGGGCUUUAUGAACAUGGAUUUUCGUAUUGUUGGUCAGGUGCUCGUGCCAAUAUGGGAAUCACUGGAGGAAAGUACUGCUUUGGUUGCAAAAUUGUUGCAGAGCAGCCCGUAAAGAUGGACGAUACACCACUAGACCAACAACAGAUCUGUCGUGUUGGAAUCUCAAGGGGAGAUGAUGCAGUAGGAAACCUUGGGGAAACCCUGCACAGUUUUGGGUUUGUGGGUACUGGAAAAUUUUCUAGUCAAGGAAGAAUUUCUAAUUAUGGCGAAAGAUUUGGGGUUGGUGACACAAUAAUUUGUUGUGUUGACCUUGAGUCCAGCCCUAUGGCUUCCAUAGGUUUCUCUAAAAAUGGAAAGUGGCUGGGAACAUCAAAGCAAUUUAAUGCAGGACCAGGUCCAACUGGUCUUGAAGUGGUGGAUUGUCCAAUGAAAAAUCUAUAUUGGCAUUCAGCUCUUUUCCCUCAUGUGUUGCUUAAAAAUGUAGUUGUGAACAUGCAGUUUAGCAUAAAUGACGGACUAGCUCCUGUAGAAGGAUAUAAACCGUGGUCUUGUGCCAUGGAAGAUGGGAAAGCCAUUCCAGGCCCUAGUUUUGCGAAUCUGUGCGAUUGUGAAGCUAUGAUGAUGGUAGGACUACCUGCUUCCGGUAAGAGUACCUGGGCUGAGAAAUGGAUUAAGGAACAUCCAGAAAAGCGAUAUGUUCUGCUUGGAACUAAUUUAGCUUUGGAUCUAAUGAAGGUUCCCGGUUUUCUGCGCAAACAAAACUAUUGUGGAAGAUUUGAACAUUUAAUGGACCGUGCUACUGGUAUAUUCAACACUCUUUUGUCUAGGGCUUCCAAGAUUCCUCGUAAUUUCAUAAUUGAUCAGACAAAUGUCCACAAAAAUGCCCGGAAGCGCAAAUUGAAGCCCUUUGCAAACUAUAAGAAGAUAGCUGUUGUGAUUGUUCCAACACCUGAAGAGCUCAAGUUCCGUGGUGAGAAGCUGUUCAAAGAAAUGGGGAAAAAAGUUCCUGCUGAAGCAGUAAAUCAGAUGUUAGUGAAUUUUGUUUUACCUAUGAGCAAAGACAUGCAUCAAGCAGAUGAGUACUUUGAUGAGGUACGAUUUGAAGAACUUGGCAGGGCGGAGGCUCAGAGAUGCUUGGAUGAGAUGAAAGCAAACUUGAAUUCAGAAAAGGAAGUUACCCCUUAUUCUCGUGAAAGUUCAAUGCAGUCACAUAAUAGCCUGUCGAUGCAGUACCCUUUGGAAUACCAGCAGUCGUGCAGUGGUUCAUCACCACAGAGUCUCAGAAAUGUACCAGGUGGACGUCUAAAUAGUUCGUAUGCUCAGCCUCAACUUCAAGCACCUCAUGAAUCCUUCUACGCGAUCCCUUCCAGUUACAACCCCAUAGGUGAUUUCGGUCACCAUGGAAGUCACAGUGCCUACGGUGAUUCAAGGGGCUAUGACAUGGAAGCCAGAUCAGCUAUCCAUGGAGAGAUCUAUGAGCCUCAUGUGGGUUCUGGAGCUCAGAAUGCAGCUGAGUUACACCAGAGCAUCAUGAAUGAUCCCAACCUGAGGAGCGUGUCUGGUGGUUCUGGAGCUCAGAAUGCAGCUGAGUUGCACCAGAGCAGCAUGAAUGAUCCCAACCUGAGCAUGUCUGGUGGUUUCGGAGCUUGGAAUGCAGCUGAGUUACACCAGAGCAGCAUGAAUGAUCCCAACCUGAGGAUGUCUGGUGGUUUCGGAGCUCAGAAUGCAGCUGAGUUACACCAGAGCAGCAUGAAUGAUCCCAACCUGAGGGAGAUGUUUGGUGGUUCUGGAGCUCAGAAUGCAGCUGAGUUACACCAGAGCAGCAUGAAUGAUCCCAACCUGAGGAUGUCUGGUGGUUUCGGAGCUUGGAAUGCAGCUGAGUUACACCAGAGCAGCAUGAAUGAUCCCAACCUGAGCAUGUCUGGUGGUUUCGGAGCUUGGAAUGCAGCUGAGUUACUCCAGAGCAGCAUGAAUGAUCCCAACCUGAGCAUGUCUGGUGGUUUCGGAGCUCAAAGUGCAGCUGAGUUACAUCAUAGCAGCAUGAAUGAUCCCAACCUGAGCAUGUCUGGUGGUUUCGGAGCUUGGAAUGCAGCUGAGUUACUCCAGAGCAGCAUGAAUGAUCCCAACCUGAGCAUGUCUGGUGGUUUCGGAGCUCAAAGUGCAGCUGAGUUACACCAAAGCAGUAUGAAUGAUCCCUACCUGAGGAUGUCCGGUGGUUCUGGAUAUCUACCACCUGAUUCAAGAGGACCGUUUGAAUCGGGGAUGGCUACACCAUAUGCAGGCUUUUCUCAAGAGGUUCCAGCUCCGAGGCCACAACAUGAAAAUUAUCCCUCUGGAGCACAACAUCCUGGGGUAUCCGCUCCACAAGGGGUUCCAGCUCCGUGGCCACCACAUGAAAAUUAUCCCUCUGGAGCACAGCAUCCUGGGGUAUAUGCUCCACCUGGUCCCAGAUACUACUGAUUGCGGAAACUGCAUGGAAUUCAGAAACACUGAAUAUGAUUGCUUGUUUUUAAUUUACUAAAGAAUCAAUUGGUGUUAGCAUAUAGAGAGGUUAGUUUGGAUUUCAUAACUGGAUCAUAUAGUUUGUGUAUGAUAUGGAGGUUAACUUUGGGAAAUUUGGAGUUCUAUUGAGAAAAUGUAGACUAUUACCAUCUCAA